Messenger RNA from Talaromyces amestolkiae, 1245 nucleotides. RefSeq lists its product as uncharacterized. Gene Ontology annotation, cellular component: RNA polymerase II transcription regulator complex. Gene Ontology annotation, molecular function: transcription cis-regulatory region binding; DNA-binding transcription activator activity, RNA polymerase II-specific. The transcript has 4 exons. The record is from RefSeq and is a predicted model, not a curated record. Bases 1 to 1245 code for a protein of 414 amino acids. Lineage: Eukaryota; Fungi; Ascomycota; Eurotiomycetes; Eurotiales; Trichocomaceae.
AUGUCAGGCUAUCCUAAUGGCGGUAAUCCUGGGAUGGGGUAUAAUGAUCCUUACGCCCAAUACGACGCCCCCGCUCCGGAACCGAACAAAUUCAAUGGAUUUUUGAAAGCACUUGGAGCCGGAACAAAAAAGACAAAAGGAGAUGGACAACCGGCAAAGCGUCGCGGACCGAAACCAGAUUCCAAGCCUGCUCUGACCCGAAGACAAGAGCUCAAUCGACAAGCGCAAAGGACACAUCGUGAACGAAAGGAGCAAUAUAUCCGAGCCCUUGAAUCGGAACUUUCCAGACUACGAGAAGUAUACAGCGUUGACAUCAAUACCGCCAAUCAGAAAAUCCAGCAACAGCAGGAAAUGGUACAGAGCUUGCGGACGGAGAAUAGUCGAUUGAUGGGAAUAUUAAAAGAGUGUGGAAUCCCUGUCCAACCACAAGUGGAAAUCGAAACGCCCGAAGAUAUCAACAUGCCACCUGCGGAUUCAUACACAAUCGGAACGAGUUCGGUAACCUCGCAGUCAGCUGGUUUCCAGUCGCAGCCGGCGUUCCUGACCACGCCGCCGUCAACGUUCAGUUCGCCUCACAGCACUGGAGAUGGUGAUGAGCGAUCCGGUUCACGAGCUGGACCGGGAGGAAACAUGCCAAUUUUCGGAACCGCGUUCCAGACGGGCAUGAACUUGAGCGAUAUGGACUAUUCGGGCAAUACAGAAAAAGAAAGAGAAAUACCCGCGGUGCCGGGCAUUUUCGACGAAGAUCCGCAAUUAGGUGUCGAUUUCAUACUCCAGUUAGAAUCGCCCUGCCGCGUGCAUACGGAAUACCUAUGUCGAGAAGCACACAAGGACGUUGAACGAGACGCUUUUUUCUCGGGGCAUGCUUUGAUGGCUUCUUGUCCGCCGCCGAGUCACAUCGAGAAUGUGCCGGAGGGAAAUCAGUAUCCUCAUCAAACUUACGAAUUACCGCUACCAAAUCUCGAGAAAUUGCUCAAUCUGAGCAAACAACUCAUCACCGAUGGGCAAGUUACACCAAUAAUGAUUCUGCAAUCUCUCAAAAAUCACGACCAAUAUCGGUCCCUGAACAAAGAUGACGUCAAGACGAUCGUUGAGACGCUGACCACCAAAGUCCGAUGUUAUGGCUUCGGUGCUGUGAUUGAAGAUUUCGAAUUGAGGGAUUGUCUACAGAACGUCCUUGGCUCAAAGAUGUACCAUGGUAGGAGUCCACCGUCGAGGAUUGGAGAUGAUGCAUUAUAUCGUUAA